Acanthopagrus latus (yellowfin seabream) is the source of this 3577-nucleotide messenger RNA. Its product is annotated as germ cell-specific gene 1-like protein. The transcript is spliced from 5 exons. The record is from RefSeq and is a predicted model, not a curated record. Gene Ontology annotation, cellular component: plasma membrane. The coding region runs from base 247 to 1161 and encodes 304 amino acids. NCBI's taxonomy places the organism in Eukaryota, Metazoa, Chordata, Actinopteri, Spariformes, Sparidae.
UGUGUGUGUGUGUGUGUGUGUGUCAGGUGUGGGGGGGUGGCAGCCCUACAAAAUGAGAGUGCGCCUCAGUGGAGGAGCAGAUGUGAGAGGCGCGCUGUCGGGGCCAGACGUACCGCGAUAAUUAGCCGCGGGUAUAUUACCGGGAAUAACCGGAUUAUGAGGAUUUGAGCGGAGACAUCGCAGGAAUCCGGUGUCAUACAAGGCGAGGGGAUUAAGUCAAGCGCCUCCACUCCUCCGGUCGCCGUCAUGGGGAUAGACCGGCGGCGGAGAGCGUCUCUGGCUCUCACCUUGAACUUCCUCGCCCUGUUCCUGGCCGUGUCGGCUCUCACCACCAGCUACUGGUGCGAGGGCACUCGGAAGGUGGUGAAGCCGUUCUGCACCGGACCGGUCACCACCAAGCAGUCGUUCUGCAUCCGGUUCAACAGCUCCAACAUCAACGACACGCGGCUGGUGCAGUACAUCUGGGAGACCGGGGAGGACAAGUACGUGAUGAGGAAGUUCCACACCGGCAUCUGGUUCUCCUGCGAGCAGAACAUCAACAUGACCGGUGAAAAAUGCAGAAGUUUCCUUUAUGUUGCGCCGUCAAACGAACGAGGAGUGCUGUGGCUGUGCAUUGUUGCGGAGUGCCUGUACAUCCUCCUGCUGGCCACCGGAGGCAUCCUCAUGUCCAUAGAGGUGUGUCACUUCGGCAACGUCAUCGACGGCCUGAAACUCAACGCCUUCGCCGCCAUAUUCACCGUGCUGUCAGGUCUGUUGGGUAUGGUGGCCCACAUGAUGUUCACCACAGCCUUCCAGCUCACCGUCAGUCUGGGCCCCGAGGACUGGAAACCUCAGACAUGGGACUACAGCUGGUCAUACAUCUUGGCGUGGAGCUCCUUCACGGCCUGCAUGGCGUCCUCGGUCACUACCAUCAACCGCUACACCAAAACCAUCCUGGAGUUCAAGCACAAGCGCAGGAACAUUGAGAAGAACCUGAAGAUCAAGCAGAAGCUGCUGGAGCUGGACUCUCCCGAGCAGGUGUGGGACAUGUACAUCAGCUCGGUGCCGAGCACUGCCGAGGAGCUGCUGGAUCUGUCGUCCAACGGCCGCAAACUCUCCAACACCUCCAUUUUCCUGGACCUCAACGACCUGCCCGACCCGCAGGGAGAGGAGUACUGCUAGAGGAGCUGCCUGUAGCAUUUUCAGACAUCAGCAGGUCAUUGUCACGUUCACUGUGGGACAAUGAUAUAAUUACUGUUAACAAAGUGAGACCAUGUUUGGAGGCUCUGGUGUUUCAUUAUAAGCUUAACAAGACACCGUUAUGGUGAUGUGGCUAGCGUGAUAGCAGACACCUCCGACAUCUGGCAAAUAUGGAGCAACACUACCAUUCAUCGAGAAGUGUGUCUCUGGACAGCUAUAUAUUGAUUCGUUACUCAUUUUAUCUUUAGCUCAACCAGCUAGCUUGACCACUGUUGUGGGCCUGAACACCAAAACAAUGAGCUGAAAGAUGCUAAAACACAUUGUAGAUCUUAGUUGGGAUAACCACGUGUGGGUUCGACGCUACCAGCAGCACAUUUUACAUUACACAUCUGUCUGUGCCUGCAAGGAUGUCUGUUCUUUAGUGAGUAUCAGGGAAGUAGCAAUCAGUUCUUCAACAGGUCCUCCAGAGUAAUGAUCGGUGACUAAUAACACAGGACCAAUAGUCUUGUAUAAUGUACCUCCUCAACAUCAACAUAGUUUUAGGAUAAGCGUUCCCAGCUUCUUUGGCACCACAUAACAUCUGCAUAGUGACAGCGUUGUUGCAAACACGGUUCAUGGAUUCGGCUCCAUAAAUGCAAAACGUAUGGAUGUUAUGAUGCGCAUGUAACCUCGUUAAAUAAGACCUUCAUGUUAUGUCAAACAUUCGAUGCGUCUUCUUUGGAAUCGUGUUAGUUAGCUUGGUUACAACAGUCCAACAGCACGGGCGGAUUUAGUGGGUGGCAACAGACUAAUAACCCACCAGAGUUCAGAAUUAGAAACUUGUGACUGUGGACUACUGAAGGAGUUCUGAAAUACAGGACAACUGUCCUGAACCGAAGUUCAAGGACUUUCAGAUCAUAGGCCUGUUGGUUCCUGGCAAUUGCCGUCUGCCAGAUGGCUGGGAACAAAUGCUUAAGUGGGCCUGUCUUUGCAAACAUAAAGCCUCCAUAAAUGUUUUACACAAUCAACAUUUAAUCAUGAUCAAAUAGUUUGAACACAGUACUUCUGCUCAGGCAUUAUUGAAGCCAAAACAAGCAGUAAUAGUUCUUGACCUCUGUGUUUCUGCUCAUAGCUCUGCGGAGGGUUGAUGACGAAUCUUUCCAGCAGCCUCAGACUCAUCAUCAGAGCCAAUCCAGUGAAGUGUGGUCUCAGUUGUUUGCAGAAACUGUAUUAGUGUCUCAGAACUGACGAGGUGAUGACAUAUUGAUGCUCAAAUGUUACAUGUAGAACCUUUAAGGACCAGUGCUGAACCACACACCGUAUCUUUGAACCACCACAUCGACCCUACAGCUGUGUUAGUGGGUGUAACUUACAGUGUACCUCUGCUUAAGCAAUACUGCUGUGAAUCCAGGAAUCCUCGGUGUACAGAUGAAGCCCGCUGUGUGGAGAGGACGCUGACCUCGGACAACACUCUUCCAUCCAAAAGUAGCACACUCUGACGUCUGCCGCGCCUCUCGGCUCACCGGCCGUCUUUUUUUUUUUUUAUUCGCUGUGGAAAACAAAGUUGCUAAAGCUGUGUGUCCGUGACUCUGUGACUCACUCAGCUGUACAUACACGUUGCUGGACAGCCCAGUGAUAAGAGGCCCCACGCAUCGCUUCUAAUAUGGUGCACAUACUGUAUAUUGUGCCCCAAAACGUGAACCACACAGCGUUAAGUAGUUUAAGAAGCACUCCUCAUCAGGUGUUAACCCCCUCUACUACAGUACUGACAGAGUGUCUGUCUCGCCAGGGAACAAGGGUGGGGGUGACAGAGGGUGGACCUGGGAGAAUGACAUGGAUGGAGGAUGCCUGCAGGCGAUGCUGAGUGCCUUUACCUCCAGCAGCAUGCCUCUGACCGAACAGCAUGCUCAUUUUAACCAGGGCGAUGCUGUUUCUGAUAACCAAUAACUGCUUUAGAGGAAACAUGUAGCUGUCUGUGCAAAACUGCCAAAAGUCGUCAGCGAGAGGAGCGCACCUCUUUUGAAGCUCUCUGUGUAACAUUUACUUGAUAACUUUUCUUAUGUAUUCUCAGAAUUGUAUUGAUGGAGGAACAGAUCGGGAUUGUUGUUCUUUACAUUUUAAGUGCAUUUGAAUCUGUACAUUAUAUAUAUGUGUGUGUGUGUGUUUUGUUUAUUUGGUCAAUGGAAAGUGAACUGUAAUGUAAACAAGAUAAAGAUUCAUUCUGGCUCAGCUUGAAUUCUAUUCCAUCAGCCUGGGUUGCACUACAAGCCGGAGCAUGGAUCGUGGUGGCGUCUCUCUGUGUAGUGUGCUUUAGUUACUUUCUUGUGGAAAAUUAAUUGCAACCUUAUGUAUUGAUAUGAAUACAUUUCUAUGAGAAGUUAUUAUUUAAAGAUAAAUGGGGGGGGAGGGAACAGCAUAA